This is a messenger RNA of Petromyzon marinus (sea lamprey), 579 nucleotides long. RefSeq names its product ribosomal protein L14 (gene RPL14). The record is from RefSeq and is a predicted model, not a curated record. Gene Ontology annotation, molecular function: structural constituent of ribosome; RNA binding. Lineage: Eukaryota; Metazoa; Chordata; Hyperoartia; Petromyzontiformes; Petromyzontidae. Gene Ontology annotation, biological process: translation; ribosomal large subunit biogenesis. Gene Ontology annotation, cellular component: ribosome; cytosolic large ribosomal subunit.
UAACUUUUAACAAUCGCUCGGUGACGUCACGCCGGAAACGGCCGCAGUUCUACCGGAAGCGGCCUCCGUCUCUUUCUCUUGCCGCCAUCAUGGUGUUCAAGCGCUUCGUUGAGGUUGGCCGUGUGGCCUACAUCGCCUUCGGCCCCCACGAGGGGAAGCUCAUCACCAUCGUCGAUGUCAUCGACCAGAACAGGGCCCUGGUGGACGGACCGUGCACGGGAGUGAGGCGCCAGGCGAUGUCCUUCAAGUGCAUGCAGCUGACAAACAUCAUCAUCAAGUUCCCAUAUGGUGCACGACAGAAGACGGUCCGUGCGGCGUGGGAGAAGGGGGAGGUUGACAAGAAGUGGGGGGAGUCGAACUGGGCCAAGAAGAUCGAGGCUCGGACCAAGCGUGCGAAGAUGAGCGACUUUGACCGCUUCAAGCUGAUGAAGGCCAAGAGGAUGCGUAACCGCAUCAUCAAGGCCGAGCUGAAGCGACUGCAGAGGGCUGAGAACAAGAAGUCUUGAGGUGGCCCCACGACUUCCUCGUCAAGCCCCAGCCCAAGACGUUCACUUCAAUAAAAGUCACCGAGACACUCAA